CUGAUAAAAGAUUGAAUGUUCUACAGUCUUUUAUCGAAGAUCCGCGUAAUUCAAUUCGCAAAGUUGCACAACAACACAACAUCGAUCCUGUCAGUUCAUAAAAUUCUAAAAAAGGAGAAAUUUCAUCCAUAUAAGAUCCAUCUGGCGCAGGAACUAUGUGAAGAUGAUUUUGAUCGUCGCAUUGAAUUUUGUGAAAGUAUGAUGUUAAAUAUCGAUAGAAAUCUUUUAUUUGUAGUCAACAUUAUUUUUUCAGAUGAAGCUACUUUUGAGAUAACCGGGAAUGUAAAUCGACAUUAUUGCAAAUAUUGGAGCGAUGAAAAUCCUCAUUGGAUGUACAAGGCACAUACUCAGAGUCAACAAAAAGUCAACGUAUGGGUUGGACUUUUAAAUGAAACCAUUAUUGGGCCUUUCUUUAUUGAAGCAUUAUGGGGCGCCACCACUACGUUUUACGAGUACGCCAACAUCUGAAUGAAGUUUUUCCGAAUAGGUGGAUAGGAAGAAGGGGGUUACAAUGAAUGGCCAGCACGAUCGCCUGAUCUAAAUCCACUCGACUAUUUUUUAUGGGGAUAUUUAAAGGGAAAAAUUUAUACUACUAAACUUCGAAAUCUUGAUUGAUUUGAAUGAUUUGCGUCAACGAGUAAUAAACGAAUUUAAAAUCAUGCCUCGUGAAUUCUGUAAAAAUGCAGUCUUAAGUUUUAUAAUCGUCUAGCUCAUUGUCAGAUCGUAAGAGCAGAUUGUAAUAUGUAAUAUUCUUUUAGAACUAGC
Messenger RNA from Mycetomoellerius zeteki, 765 nucleotides. RefSeq lists its product as uncharacterized. Gene Ontology annotation, molecular function: nucleic acid binding. NCBI's taxonomy places the organism in Eukaryota, Metazoa, Arthropoda, Insecta, Hymenoptera, Formicidae. The coding region runs from base 16 to 468 and encodes 150 amino acids. The transcript has 2 exons. The record is from RefSeq and is a predicted model, not a curated record.